Aedes aegypti (yellow fever mosquito) is the source of this 858-nucleotide messenger RNA. RefSeq names its product myosin-2 heavy chain-like. The transcript is spliced from 3 exons. The record is from RefSeq and is a predicted model, not a curated record. The coding region runs from base 1 to 858 and encodes 285 amino acids. Lineage: Eukaryota; Metazoa; Arthropoda; Insecta; Diptera; Culicidae.
AUGAGUAUUCUAGACGAAUCUGUCAGAGAUAUUGAUCGAAUGAAGAAAGGCAUUGAGAACUUGAAAAUUGAAGUAGCUGUGAAGACUCCUGAAGGAACAACUGCUUCCCUCGAUGAUAUCAAGUUGGAACGAGAAGCACUUCGUGGUGAACUGCGGGUUGAGCGUAUUUCCAUUGACGCUAUGCAAAACAAGAUUGAUGAAGAAACGGAACGUAUUGAAACAAUCUGCAUCAAAGCCAAGGCUAAGGAAGGAAAACCGUGCAAACCUAACAAGGCACAAGCCGAGCUAGAAGAGCUUAAACGAAUGGAUGCAGAAAUUGUUCGUUUGUGUAAAGAAUUGGAUGCUUUGUCCCGUCUAAAUUUGGCAGAAGAGAUACAAAAAAUUAAACGCAAACUUCAAGAAUCCAAUGAAGAAAUGAAGAAGAUUAUUGCUGCAAUCGACGAAAAGACUUAUCAGAUUGAUUCGCUCAAAAAGGAAGUUAUGAAUCAAGAUAUGAUUGAGCGUGAUUAUCUGGACAACCGCGACUUGAUGAAAUUAAAAGACGAAACAACUUCGCUGAAGCAAGGUCUGGACGCAUUGAUGCAAAGCAUUGGCGACAUGGAUGCACCAAACGUGGCCCAAGAACGAAACAAACUGCUUGAACAACGAGAUGCAAUCCAAUCGACGAAAAGCCAAACAACUGGUCAAAUAGCCCGAAUUGGAGAAUCAGAGCAAAGCUUUGAAAAAGAACUGGAUCGAUCGGAAUUCAAGAACGCUGUGAAGAACUAUCUAAAAACAUACAGCGAAUCGGUGGUGUUGAAGAAAAUGAUAAGUGAUAUUCUCACAAAUACCGCAAUGCCCUCGAGUGGGCGCUCAUGA